UCGUUGAUUGUAAUGGCUAUCGGAUGUCUCGCUCGCUCUCACAACUUUUUGAACACAAAAGCAAGAAAACACUAAGCUGAUAAUAAAACGAGAGUUGUGUUCUUAAAGCCGCGCUCUUUAGAUGAAUUAAGUGUAGUUAAGUUUCAUAAUUUUAAGUGAAAAGUACGAACAAAAGCCAGUAGUAACAAACAGUACGAUGCAUUUAAACCGGCGAAAAAACAACAACAAUGUCUGGUUGUUGUUGUUGCUCAGCACAGUUACUGCGGGCGCAUCUUUAAUACCGCCUGGCACGCAGCAGCUUUAUACGCUGCAGAGUCAAGUGAGCUUGGAUCAGUUGCAGUCGGCAGCGUCUCAGGAGCUGGGCUACAAUUUUGAAACUAAACUGAAAAUCAACUCAGUGUGGAGCAAGAAUGAAGAGCAACUGUUACAGCUUUACUUCGGCGAGAGUCGCGUCGCUGCUGGAGACAAGCAACGUGAAAUUAAAACACUGCCGGAUAGACCUUUCUACAUAGCGCUGGUCAAAGGUCAGCCACAGCAGGUGAUAGCGCAUACAUCGCGAGAUGAGUCGCUCUUAAAUUUGGAGCGCGGCAUUGCCUCACUGCUGCAGCUGCGUCACAGCGACAGCGAAGAGACUGAGCUCGAUGUCUCUGGACAUUGUCGCGUGCGCUAUGAAGUGAAGUCUUCCACUCGUGUAGAGAAAACCAAAACGGACUGUGCGCUGUGGGAUUUGCGUGUAUCGUAUCAUCCAGAGCAGGCUCUAGGCGUCGACCAGCAGUCUCAGGAGCAAGUGCAGUAUGAGUUGAGUGCCGAUGGCGCGCUGCUGCGUGCGCAGUCAACAGAGACGCAUCGUCUGAGUCUGGCGGCCAAAUCAGAUGCGGGCAGUUUGGUUAGAGCAAGUCUGAAGCUGGAACAUGUAGCUGAAGGCGCAGAGACAGUGCAACAGCUGCAACAUGAGUCCUUGGAGGCGGCUAUUGAGAGUCUGCUGGAAUGGUAUCGCGUCUUUGAGCUGGAGGCGAAUGUGGAUGGCGUCAUUAGCGAGUUGAAGCAGCAAACGUUAUUGCAACAAUUUGAGCAUCUGUCGCCGCAGCUGCAGUCGGAGCAUGUGGGCAAAUCCUCGCUAGCUUUGGCCUUUGCGCAGCUGCUGCCGCUGGCGCGUCUGGCCAAGCAGCCAGAGUUCGAGCAACUGCUGCAGUCGCAGUCAAAGCUGGCAGUGCAGCUUGUGGAUCUGCUAGGCGCUGUGCAAACCUUUGAAGCACACAAUGCAACCUUUGCCCAGCUCUAUCAAGGAUCGCAAACCAAAACAGAGCAAAUGGAGCUGCUGGAGAAAUAUCUACAAAGCUUAGCUGUAGCUACGCAUCCGGAGCGCCGCAUUGUGGAGCAUUUAUACAAUUUCCUGCAGCAAGCAGACAACAAAGCCAAGCAGUCCAAGCUGCGUGAUACGGUGCUCCAAACGCUGGCAGUGCUGGCGCGUCAAAGCGGCUUCGCUGACAACGAUCAGCUGCUGCAACAGAUACGCGUUUAUCUGCUGGAAGGACUCGCCACGGACGACGCUACGCUUUACAUACGCGCGAUGCAGAAUCUGCGUGAUCUGGGCACCAUUGAUGCGCUGCUGGAGCAAGCGACGCACUCCAAAGAUGUUAAAGUCUCGGUGGCAGCGCUGCAAGCGCUCAAAGCCUUUCCAGCCAACAGUUUCGCUCAGCCACAGCGUCGUCAAUUCGAGUCCAUCUUCUAUCAGCAACGAAGACGUUACGACAGCUCUGCCCGCACUUUGGCUUUGGAUGUGCUACUGGCUAUGCGUCCUGAUGCAGCACAGCUGGGCGCACUGCUGGAAUAUUUGGCCUCCAAUGAUCGCCAGUUUGAGAUUAAGACUUAUGUGCUGCAAAAGCUGCGCAUGCUCUCCGAGCUCUGUCCACGUUUUCGUGCUGCGUUUCUGACGUCGCUGCGCCAACGUUCCCAUGUCAACAACUAUCACGUGCUAGGCCAAAGAGGUCUCACUACUGUGCUCAGUCGUCAGCUGUCCCACUCGCCCGCCUUUAAUGAAUCGCUGUUGAGCAUUCAGGAAGUCAGCCAGGGCAUACUCAAGCGCGGCUCUGUGGAGUUUUUGCUGCACGCUGGACGUGAGCAGGCUAGUAGCUUUAAGCUUGGCAUCUACACCGCUGGCUUGGGCUCUAUGGUGGGCGACAGCGAUGCUGAUGCGGGCAGCGAUAAUAUACCCGCUGAUGAUGAGCUGGAGCAGGAGGAAACCAUUACCGCUGGCAUGGAGAUAAGCGUGCAGGGCUCUCAGCUGCGUCCCUUGGUCUUCUUUAGUGGCCAGACUGAACUCAUGGGCCAUGUCUGGGGCGGCACUGCCUCGGACUCAACGCCAGCCUAUCAAGCUACCACUUUGGCUCAGGAUCAUGAGCAAUAUAUUGUACUGUCCUCGGGUGCAACGCUAUAUUGGCGCAUCCUAGGCGCUCGCAGCGUCGAUCUAAAUGGCAAAGUUAACUUUAGCCUGUGGAAUCGCAAUGCCCAAACGGAAAUUCAACAAAACACUGGCAGCGCUGUGGUCGGUCGCAUAGCAGUGGGCUUCACCUAUGCCAAGCUGGUGCAGGAUUUCUCGCUCACCCACGAGCCCAAGCUGAGUCUCAAUGCAGACUUGGAUUUCUAUAGCGGCAUCAAGCUCUGCAUGCAGCUGCAAAGUCCUGAUCAGUUGCUAACUUACAACAAUACACGUGCCGCUCAUCUGCAGGCUGUGGCUAAGCCUUAUGUAAAAUAUUUGCGUUCCUCGCGUACUCACAAAUCGGCUGGACGUACAUUUUCGUUGAAUCAAAAGAACAAUGAUAUGUGUAACAUGAUAUUUGGUGAUUACUGAUAUUAAUUAAUUAAGAGACUAAAAGUUGCAUUUGUAAAUUUAAACAGAGAGAUUAAAA
This is a messenger RNA of Drosophila busckii, 2909 nucleotides long. It is a transcript of the gene Mtp, whose product is annotated as microsomal triglyceride transfer protein large subunit. The transcript has 6 exons. Lineage: Eukaryota; Metazoa; Arthropoda; Insecta; Diptera; Drosophilidae. Gene Ontology annotation, biological process: lipid transport; lipoprotein metabolic process. Gene Ontology annotation, cellular component: Golgi apparatus; basolateral plasma membrane; endoplasmic reticulum. The record is from RefSeq and is a predicted model, not a curated record. The coding region runs from base 197 to 2851 and encodes 884 amino acids. Gene Ontology annotation, molecular function: lipid binding.